Acytostelium subglobosum LB1 is the source of this 1110-nucleotide messenger RNA. RefSeq lists its product as hypothetical. The coding region runs from base 1 to 1110 and encodes 369 amino acids. Gene Ontology annotation, biological process: pseudouridine synthesis. The record is from RefSeq and is a predicted model, not a curated record. Lineage: Eukaryota; Evosea; Eumycetozoa; Acytosteliales; Acytosteliaceae. The transcript has a single exon. Gene Ontology annotation, molecular function: RNA binding; pseudouridine synthase activity.
AUGAUUGCACCAACACUGUACUCUCGUGCAUUCAGGCCACUAUACUUUACAGCUAGUCGUACAGAUACAUUGGGCAAUGUGAUAUUCAAUCAAUUCAAACAGGAGGUGCCAAGACAAUACAUUCAGACACUCAUUGCCACUGGUGCCGUAUAUCAUCGUUCACCUCUUCAUACAUUCAAAUCACUGCACAAUGUUCCACUGCCUCGACGACUAUUCAGUCCAGAUGACAUGGUACAACAAGAUGCCAUGCUAAAGAUAUUCUUCUUCCCCAGACAAUACCCCACCGAUCACGUUGACAUUGAUCGUUGUGUACUGUUUGAGAAUGAUCAGUUCCUAGUGAUUGACAAACCUCAUGGCAUAUCAAUUGGACCAGUCAUUGAUAACUAUCACAACAAUAUCAACGCAUUACUUCAACAACAUCGAUCAUCCAUCACUUCAAUCUUCAAUCCUCAUCGACUUGACUUUCAAACACGUGGUCUAUGUGUACUCAUCAAGGAUAGCUCAUACAUCAACCAAUUCAACUCAAUGCUUAGAAAGAGGAGUAUAACCAAACGAUACAGAGCAUUCUAUCAAGGUCCAAAUAUGAUCACACCUGGUCUAUACACUCAUUACAUGAAGCCAUCAAAGUCAACUAUAAAAGAGAUGUCAGAUACCAAAGUUGAAGGAUGGCAUGAGUGCAUACUCAGGGUGCUCGAAUCAAGUCAAUGUACAGUGUCAAUGCCAAUCAGUGACGUUGAACAAGACUUCCUAUCAAUCGAUAUGUUGAAUGGCAAUUGGAAACAGCAGGAGAUGUUGGUUGGCAAGGGCAUCAAUAGGACCAGACAUGCAAUGGUACAACUCAACUAUGUCGAUGUGGAACUGAUCACUGGCCGUACACAUCAGAUUCGAGCACAGAUGAGAGCACUCGGACGUUCACUCGUUGGUGAUCGAAUGUAUGGUGGAAUGGCCAUUCAACAACUAAGCAACGCUCAAUUCAAUCCCAAUGAUCAACCAUACCCACAUCGUUCACUGCACACCUCCUUCAUUGGUCUGGUGUCGUAUCAACUAUCAUUCGAAUGUCCACUGACUGGACACCAACAUCAUUUUUCUUUGCUGGAUUCAAAACAAUAA